Acanthamoeba castellanii str. Neff is the source of this 315-nucleotide messenger RNA. RefSeq names its product homeobox domain containing protein. Gene Ontology annotation, biological process: regulation of transcription by RNA polymerase II; cell differentiation. Bases 1 to 315 code for a protein of 104 amino acids. The transcript is spliced from 2 exons. The record is from RefSeq and is a predicted model, not a curated record. Gene Ontology annotation, molecular function: RNA polymerase II cis-regulatory region sequence-specific DNA binding. NCBI's taxonomy places the organism in Eukaryota, Discosea, Longamoebia, Acanthamoebidae.
AUGCCACAGCACCACUACAACGCCCAAAUCACCACCUUCUCGUCGCCCCAGCGUACGGCCACACUCGAGCAGGCCUUCACGACCGACCCGAGUCCCUCGCUGGCGGCGAAGCGGAGGCUGGCCAUGCAGCUGGGCAUGACCCUGCGCCAGGUCCAGAUGUGGUUUCAGAACCGACGGGCCAAGGCCAAGCGGCGGGGCGAGGUGCUCAACCUGCGCGAGGACCGCAAGGCCGCGCUCCUGUUCCACCACACGUCGGUCCAAGAGGGACACCACCGCAAUCUGCGCCUCGUCACCACGCUGGACGUCAGCGAGUGA